AAUUCUAUUCAUAUCCAACAGAUCCUGAACCCCCGCUAUUAAGACUAUCAAAGGUCAAAUUUCGAACCUGCCUUUGUGAACUAGUGCUCUAAACCAAAAUACCACGGCUACCGCUUGUCUUCUGACGACCAACUCCGAUUUAGAUCCUCCCUCGUUUGUUGACGGCGCGCUCCUUCUCUCCCUCCCCACAUCAUGGCUUCGGAUGGCCACACAAGCUCGGAGGUUGAGCUCUACGAAUCCGGAUUGACCCUACAUUCAGACUCGGAGAACUAUUCGGCCAACAACGAGUUAUCCGAGUCGACAUCUAGUUCCCCUUUGAUCCUUUACACGCCCCCUACGAUCUGGAGUAUCCUGCGAGGUGCCGCUAUCAACCUGGUCCUUCCGUUUGUGAAUGGACUUAUGCUGGGGUUUGGUGAACUAUUUGCACAUGAGGCAGCCUUCCGGCUAGGAUGGUCUGGGACAAAGAUAUUUCCAACUUAUCGGCGAUCGAGACCAGUUGGCCCUGGUGUGGAAGUUCGAGAAAUUCCGUCGCGGAGGAAUACUAGCUUGCGAGACACAGCGUCUCUAGAAUAAGCUCAAUGUAAACUCUACAACCGCUCUCACAUUGAAAUGCACAACAACAGAAACAGAAUAAUUAACAAGAUUCAUUAUCAUCAUAAAAUUGGACAUAUGUACAUAGAUCCCAAGACUUUGAGUAGUACCUAUACUGUCUGAUUGGACGGCGUCCGGCGAAGCACCU
Molecule: messenger RNA, 739 nt
Organism: Aspergillus alliaceus
Lineage: Eukaryota; Fungi; Ascomycota; Eurotiomycetes; Eurotiales; Aspergillaceae
Product: TOM13-domain-containing protein
Exons: 2
Coding region: 193-573 (126 amino acids)
Biological process (GO): mitochondrial outer membrane translocase complex assembly; protein insertion into mitochondrial outer membrane
Cellular component (GO): mitochondrial outer membrane
Source: RefSeq, a predicted model, not a curated record